CAAAGCGCGCGAGAGCCCGUUUACACACAAGACAGAGAGGUUUAUCCCCCAUUCGCCUCCCCUGGCCAAAGAGAGAGAAAUUAUAAAAGACACUAUAGAGAGAGAAACACAAACCUAAACUCUCCAAAAUCCAAAACCAUCGUCCUGCUCCAAAUUCCCACACUCCCCAAACCGGAUUUUGCAUCUCAAUCCAAUUCCAUUCCGACACACAAACAAACAAACGCGUUGCUUCAUAACAGCACUACUCUCACUUUUCGUUUUCACAAAACACCCAUGCGUGGGGUUAACGAAGGCGAUACCUGAAGCGUUGGGCUUUCCUUGCACGGCGACGUUUUGUAUGAGAUAUAGGAUUUCCUAUUUGAUGGACGAGAUCUGGGAGAGGGCUGUGGAAACGGCGUUAGACGGCGAGAAGGACCACGCCUCCGCGCGGACGCUAACCCUAGACGGCGCCGUCAAGUGCGUGCAGGGACGUUUGCCUCCCCCGAGCCUCCUCGAGCGCUUCCAGAACCUCCAGCAUCUUUCGAUCGCAAACGUCGGCGUUUCGUCGCUGGAGCAGUUUCCGCGGCUGCGGAAUCUGCAGAAGCUGAACCUCUCCGACAACCGCAUCGCCGGCGGGUUGGAGUUUCUGGUCCAGGCCGGUCUGGAUUCGCUGCGCGACCUCGAUUUGUCCAACAAUCGGAUUCAGUACAUUGAGGAUCUCGCGCCGCUCGCGCAGGUGAAGCUGGUUUCGCUGGAUCUGUACGAGUGCCCCGUGACGCGCGUGAAGGAUUAUCGAUCUAGGGUUUUCGGGUUGAUUAAGUCGCUCAAGUACUUGGACAAGAUGGACGCGGAGGAGAACGAGAGGCCGGAGAGUGACGACGAGGAGGAGGAGGACGAGGAGGAGGAGGAAGAUGAUGACCCUGGGAGCGGCGAGAUUGAUGGGGAGGAGGAUCGACCGUUUGGGAUGAACAAUGGACAUGCCGAGGGUGCUGAUGGUGUUGUUAAUGCUGAUGAUGACGAGGAGAGUGAUGCGGAUGAGGAGGAGACGGAGACCGCCAGGCGGAUGGUGAACGGCGUUGGUCACCGGGAGAAUGGGUUUCGCGUUGCCCCGGCGCCGGUGGAAGGGGAUGAUGUGGAGGAGGAUGAGGAGGAUGAUGAUUCUGGGGAGGAGAUUGAUGAGGAGGAGGGGGAUGAUGAUGAUGUCGUGGAGGUGCAUGAGAUUGAGGAUAGCGAUGAUGAUGAUGAUGAUGAUGGCGUGGAGUUUGAUGAGGAUGAUGAUGACGACGACGAUGAGGAGGAGGAAGAGGUGGAUAAUGACGAGGGGGACUUUGCGGAGCCGGAGAGUACUGGGAGGUUGACGAGUACUGAAGGGGAGAUUGAUGGGCAUGAACAGGGGGAGGAGGAUGGGGAUGAGGAUGAUAAUGGGGAGACUGGGGAAGAUGAGAUGGGAGUGGAGGAGGACGUAGAGUUUGAAGACGAUGAUGAAGAAGAAGACUAUGGUGCUGGGUAUCUUGUUCAGCCAGUUGGACAGUCUGAUGCUCUCAAUGCUGGAGGUGCUGAUGUGGAUGUUGGAAAUGAUGAUGGUGAAGAGGAGGAUGAAGUUGAUGAUGACGAUGAUGAUGAAGUUCAGGUGCUGCCUCCUGACUCGUCACACCUCAAGAGAAAGAGGGAUGAUGAAGCUGAUGAUGAUGAAGAUGACGAGGAUGAAGAUGACGAAGAUGUGGUAGCGUUCACGAAGUCAUCCAAGAAGCAUCAUUGACGCACCAUUAUAAUAUAUAUCAUGUUCUUGUUCUGUUGAUGGCUUCCAUGUGUUGGAAGCAGGGAAACCUCAGUUUAGAUAGAACAAUGGUUAGUUAUAGGAUUUUAGCUCUCAUGAACAGAGGACAUAUUAGGGAAAAGAAUUGUAUGUUGGGUGGAAAUAUGUUUAGUUCAAAAAGUCGGUAGUGUUUUUUCCCUCUUGCCUUUCACAUAUAGCCGUUACUCUAUUAAAUAUUCAAAUGGCAGUUAUCAGAGGUUUACCGCUCAUGUGCUCGGUGCUGGUGUUGGCUUGUAAAGGAACUGGCUUGUGCCUGGAGCCUGGAGGGAAAGGGUGGGAACCUUUUAAAUUUUUUUUCUUUCAAAUCUCUAGUUUAUUGGAGUACUUUUUUGGUGGGAGAAAAAGGAAAAGCUUGUAAAAACACCUGUAGAUAGCUCUUAUGAAAAUGAUUCCGAUCAAUCAAAUAUGGUGCCUAUUGUAAUGACGUGGCUAGUUCAUAAAUUAUUGCUCUUGUUACGUGGAA
Cajanus cajan (pigeon pea) is the source of this 2258-nucleotide messenger RNA. Its product is annotated as Leucine-rich repeat (LRR) family protein. The record is from RefSeq and is a predicted model, not a curated record. NCBI's taxonomy places the organism in Eukaryota, Viridiplantae, Streptophyta, Magnoliopsida, Fabales, Fabaceae. Gene Ontology annotation, molecular function: histone binding. Gene Ontology annotation, cellular component: nucleus.